Molecule: messenger RNA, 1683 nt
Organism: Pseudogymnoascus verrucosus
Lineage: Eukaryota; Fungi; Ascomycota; Leotiomycetes; Thelebolales; Thelebolaceae
Exons: 4
Coding region: 289-1641 (450 amino acids)
Molecular function (GO): O-methyltransferase activity
Source: RefSeq, a predicted model, not a curated record
AUCCCAUGUUAGCUAAGCCCCAUUGCCCCCAUUGCUUGCAGAUCCCGCCGCUAAGCCCCGCCUCACAACGAACCUCUGCUUCGGGUGCCGAUCGGGAAACAGGGUGACACAGCUAUACUGCAGGUACCGUGAAUUAGACGGGAAUCAUCAAUUGGUGUGUUAGUAUACGCGAAUGAAGGCAAACAACAACCGACGAUGUUAUUGAAAAGAGAUGUUAUGUUAAGGAGAAUAUUCUAUAAUACUAACUGGAGUUAGAUAAUUACCCCCAACUAGAUAGUACGAGAGUCUAUGUCUGUGCUUUCCAAUAUGUCUCUUGAGCAACCAAACGGCGUGUCGCAAACAGCUUUCCCUCUAGAGGGGCUGAGCUGGGUUAUAACCAAGAAUGCCAGUAUAGUUAGCCAUUAUCUUGAGGCAAACCACCUUCCUCAGCCAUCUCGAGAGAGCGACGGGCCAAGUACUAUCCUCCCUAGUGGUUCGCCACAGAAAGUUCAACAAGCACGCCAAGAGAUUAUUGCAGCAGCUCUUGAGAUUCUGCAGCUUGCAAUUGGGCCCAGCGAGUUCUUGCCCAACCUCGCUACGGGUUUCCAAUACGUCUCCUGUCUCUCGUGGCUUUGCCAAUACAAGAUUUUCCACCUUGUGCCCCUAGACAGCACGAUUAGCUAUGCAGAACUUGCUACUGCAGCCAGCGUCCCUGAGCAGCGCCUCAAGAGCAUCAUCCGCAUGGUACUCACCAACUCACUAUUCCGUGAGCAGCCAAACGGAAAACACGUCGGCCACUCUGCGACGUCGGCGCUACUAGCACGUAACGAAGAUGUGUACGCCUAUGCUACCUACAUGUGCGCCAAGUCAGCACCGACCGCGAUUCACAUGGCAGAGGCGCAGAAGCGGUGGGGAGCCGACAGCACGCGCACGUAUGAGACGGCGUACAAUGUUGCCUUCGACACUGAUCUGCCAUUCUUCGAUCACCUUUCGCGGGACAAAGAAAAGAUGGGCGAGUUUGCGAGGUACAUGCGGAAUGUGAGGAGCAGCGAAGGCGUUGACUUCAAACAUCUUGUGGCUGGUUACCAAUGGAGUGAUAUCUGUGAUAAUGGGACAGUCGUCGAUGUCGGAGGAUCCACUGGCGGCGCUGCUAUAGAGCUUGCCAAGGCAUUUCCCAAUCUCAACUUUGUGGUAGAAGACCUGCCUGCAAACGUAGACAUUGGGCAAAAAGCGGCAGAGUCAUUGCCUGCUGAUGUUGCAUCUCGCCUUACCUUCCAAGCGCACGAUUUUAUGCAGCCGCAGCCAGUGCGUGGCGCAGAUGUAUAUCUCCUUAGAAUGAUCCUCCACGAUUGGCCUGACAAUGAAGCUGCCACUAUUAUCAGAAGCAUCGUCGCGGCUAUGGCCGACAGACCAAAUUCGAGGUUACUUAUCAUGGACACGGUGCUUCCAGCGCCAGGGUCGGUGCCAGUUUCUGUAGAGCGUAUCGUACGCGUCAGAGACCUGACCAUGAUGCAGGCUUUCAACAGUAAAGAGAGAGAUUUGGAGGAUUGGGAAAAUCUGCUUGCUGCUACCGAUCCAAAUCUGCAGCUGGUCAAUGUUGUCCAACCGUUUGGUAGUGCCAUGUCUGUUUUAGAGGUCGCUUGUAGCUCACACAAUAGCUGAAAUGGCCUCGGGUAUUUAAUAUAAAUAAGAUGUUGGCUGAGG